CGAGCUGGUGUUUCGCCCGCGACCCAGCGCCCAGUCGACCCGCCCCGAGAGGACCGCGUGAAGGUCGCCCCGCGCCCGCCCGUCCGCCCGUCCGCCUCCCGCGCCCCGCCGCGUCUCCGCCCGUCUGCCUGUCCGCCGCAGCCCAGGCCACCGAGCGCCAUGAACCAAGUCGAGCCCGGCGUGCAGUACAACUAUGUCUACGAAGACGAUGAGUAUAUGAUCCAGGAAGAGGAGUGGGACCGCGACCUGCUCCUGGACCCGGCCUGGGAGAAGCAGCAGAGGAAGACCUUCACCGCCUGGUGUAACUCCCACCUCAGGAAAGCUGGCACUCAGAUCGAGAACAUUGAGGAAGACUUCCGAAAUGGCCUUAAGCUCAUGCUGCUUUUGGAAGUCAUCUCAGGGGAAAGGUUGCCCAAACCCGACCGAGGGAAAAUGCGAUUCCACAAAAUCGCUAACGUCAACAAAGCCUUGGACUACAUAGCCAGCAAAGGCGUGAAACUGGUGUCCAUCGGGGCUGAAGAGAUUGUUGAUGGCAACGUGAAAAUGACGCUGGGCAUGAUCUGGACCAUUAUCCUGCGCUUUGCUAUUCAAGACAUUUCAGUCGAAGAAACCUCUGCCAAAGAAGGUCUGCUGCUUUGGUGUCAAAGGAAAACGGCUCCUUAUAGAAAUGUGAACAUUCAGAACUUCCACACCAGCUGGAAAGAUGGCCUUGGACUCUGUGCGCUCAUCCACAGACACCGGCCCGACCUCAUUGACUACUCAAAGCUCAACAAGGAUGACCCAAUAGGUAAUAUCAACCUGGCCAUGGAAAUUGCAGAGAAGCACCUGGAUAUUCCCAAAAUGUUGGAUGCUGAAGACAUUGUGAACACCCCCAAACCUGAUGAAAGAGCUAUCAUGACGUACGUUUCCUGCUUCUACCAUGCUUUCGCGGGAGCGGAGCAGGCCGAGACAGCGGCUAACAGAAUAUGUAAGGUUCUUGCUGUGAAUCAAGAGAAUGAGAGGCUGAUGGAAGAAUAUGAGAGGCUAGCAAGUGAGCUUUUGGAAUGGAUUCGCCGCACCAUCCCCUGGCUGGAGAACCGGACCCCCGAGAAGACCAUGCAGGCCAUGCAGAAGAAGCUGGAGGACUUCCGAGAUUACCGCCGGAAGCACAAGCCCCCCAAGGUGCAGGAGAAGUGCCAGCUGGAGAUCAACUUCAACACCUUGCAGACCAAGCUGCGGAUCAGCAACCGGCCGGCCUUCAUGCCCUCCGAGGGCAAGAUGGUGUCGGACAUUGCAGGCGCCUGGCAGCGGCUGGAGCAGGCGGAGAAGGGCUACGAGGAGUGGCUACUCAAUGAGAUUCGGAGGCUGGAGCGCGUGGAGCACCUGGCGGAAAAGUUUAGGCAGAAGGCGUCUACACACGAGACCUGGGCAUACGGCAAAGAGCAGAUCUUGCUGCAGAAGGAUUACGAGUCGGCGUCUCUGACAGAAGUCCGGGCCCUGCUGCGGAAGCACGAGGCCUUUGAAAGCGACCUGGCAGCCCACCAGGACCGCGUGGAGCAGAUCGCGGCCAUUGCACAGGAGCUCAAUGAACUGGACUAUCACGACGCCGUGAAUGUCAACGACCGGUGCCAGAAAAUCUGUGACCAGUGGGACAGGCUGGGGACGCUUACUCAGAAGAGAAGAGAGGCCCUGGAGAGAACUGAGAAAUUGCUAGAAACCAUCGACCAGCUUCACCUGGAGUUUGCCAAGAGAGCUGCUCCUUUCAACAACUGGAUGGAGGGGGCCAUGGAGGACCUGCAAGACAUGUUCAUCGUCCACAGCAUUGAGGAGAUCCAGAGCCUGAUCACGGCCCAUGAGCAGUUCAAGGCCACGCUGCCCGAGGCAGAUGGCGAGCGGCAGUCCAUCCUGGCCAUCCAGAAUGAAGUGGAGAAGGUGAUUCAGAGCUACAACAUCAGAAUCAGCUCGAGCAACCCCUACAGCACUGUCACUGUGGAUGAUAUCCGGGCCAAGUGGGACAAGGUGAAGCAGCUUGUGCCCAUCCGGGACCAGUCGCUGCAGGAGGAGCUGGCCCGCCAGCAUGCCAAUGAGCGUCUGCGGCGCCAGUUCGCCGCACAGGCCAACGCCAUUGGACCCUGGAUCCAGAACAAGAUGGAGGAGAUCGCCCGCAGCUCCAUCCAGAUCACGGGCGCCCUGGAGGACCAGAUGAAUCAGCUGAAGCAGUACGAGCACAACAUCAUCAACUACAAGAACAACAUCGACAAGCUGGAGGGUGACCAUCAGCUCAUCCAGGAGGCGCUGGUCUUCGACAACAAGCACACUAAUUACACCAUGGAGCACAUCCGCGUGGGGUGGGAGCUGCUGCUGACAACCAUCGCCAGGACCAUCAACGAAGUGGAGACUCAGAUCCUGACGAGAGACGCAAAGGGCAUCACCCAGGAGCAGAUGAACGAGUUCAGAGCCUCCUUCAACCACUUUGACAGGAGGAAGAAUGGCCUGAUGGACCACGAGGACUUCAGAGCCUGCCUCAUCUCCAUGGGUUAUGACUUGGGUGAAGCUGAGUUUGCCCGCAUCAUGACCCUGGUGGACCCCAACGGGCAGGGCACGGUCACCUUCCAGUCCUUCAUCGACUUCAUGACCAGGGAGACGGCUGACACCGACACUGCCGAGCAGGUCAUCGCCUCCUUCCGAAUCCUGGCUUCUGAUAAGCCCUACAUCCUGGCAGAGGAGCUGCGUCGAGAGCUACCCCCAGACCAGGCGCAGUACUGCAUCAAGAGGAUGCCUGCCUACUCAGGCCCAGGCAGCGUGCCUGGUGCCCUGGAUUACACCGCCUUCUCCUCCGCCCUCUACGGGGAGAGCGAUCUGUGAGGCCGGGUUCUGUAAUCACUGGUCCCAUCAGAACGCAAUAAAGGCUGAAGUCACAGUUUGUUUCUUGGAGACUUUGACAAGCUUUAUUAAGAGAGAGAAAACUUGUUUUGCAAGCUCAGUUAUUGCCAGCAGUUGGGAGAUGGCUGAAGUUAGGUUUUUCUAGUAUAUGACAUAGUGUGCCUCACAGACAGGUUUCUUUUGUUUCUGAAUUUUUAGCUAGAUGCAGUGAAAUAGCAGGGUUUGGGUUGGUUUCUUUGACAAAACACAGCAAAUUACUUGAGUAGUCUGAAAUUAGCAAGACCUAGGGACAGAAGAAAGGCACAAAAUGGGAAAAUUCCAAAAUACCCAAGAUUCAAGACCAGGAAAAUAAUGGUAAAUGGUUGACAUUUUAAAAUAUUCUUCAUAUGUAAUAUACUUACGUGAUUAUCUUUAGGGGACUAUAUUUGGGAUAUUGACGUUAUACUUUCUUGCUUAUCCAAAGAUUAGCUACGUUUAAGAUAAAUGGUACUGUUGCCUCUGUGGCUGAAUUUAAUAUUGUGAGAUGGAAGCUCCAGGGAAUAGAAACAGACUACCCAAAGCAUUGUUAGUACUUAAAAAAAUGUUCGAGAGCGAUUAUGGUCACCUCUUCAAUUUUUAGGACUGUGUAGUCUGAUUAGUGAGUUUCGAUGCCUUAUUUAUCCUCCAAAGUAGGGACCUCAGGAAAUAGGGAAGUCGGUUUAAUUGCCAGAGAGGAAAAUGGAAUCACUAGGUGGAGCGAGUUUUUUUAGGAUUAUUUAUUGAUUCCAGGUUUCUGGGCUUUUUCUAGAGCGUGUUAGUAUGUGAGUAUGUUAUGACCAUAUAUAAGUGUUUUGGUUUUAAGCAAGUGUCUAUAGUGAUACUUGAUGACAGGGGACAAGUCCAAAAUCAGUGCCCUUAGAGCUCCCCAGGCAGAACUCCUCCUUUAUGCCUUUAGUUUUAUGAUUUGGUAAAGAGAAGGAGUCAGUAGGAAAAGACUGAUGCUCAACAGCAGUAGAGGUAAGUUCUUCCAUUGUAGAACCUUGACGUAUUUCAGGUGAAUUCAUUCCGUGCGGUAGGAGUUCCUAGGUGUUUUUGCCAGCACUUGGGGUUCCUGCCGUGAUGGGGUGGUGCGUCCUAACUCGUCCUGAGUCUGGCUGUGUCCCCAUCAAAGCCCCAUCGGGGAGGACCCCAGUGGCUCCCGCCACCACCUUGCUCCGUCAGCCUUCCUUCCUUUUUUCCCCGCUUGUUCUGUCAAAUGCUGUACCUCCCCUCUCCGUUUUUCCAUCUUGUUAACAGCUUGUGGAGAAUAAAGCAGGAGUUCUUUUUA
Molecule: messenger RNA, 4168 nt
Organism: Phacochoerus africanus (Common warthog)
Lineage: Eukaryota; Metazoa; Chordata; Mammalia; Artiodactyla; Suidae
Gene: ACTN2
Product: actinin alpha 2
Exons: 21
Coding region: 160-2844 (894 amino acids)
Biological process (GO): muscle cell development; actin cytoskeleton organization
Cellular component (GO): cortical actin cytoskeleton; cell junction; plasma membrane
Molecular function (GO): actin filament binding; calcium ion binding
Source: RefSeq, a predicted model, not a curated record